AUGUUUGAUUAUGCUUAUUAUUCAACCAAUGCAUAUCUGCUAGCGCAAUACAAGCUCUCCCAACUUUGUGGUGCAUUCACCAACAAGAAAUUCACCAGGUGCACCCUUUGUAAGAAAUCAUUUGACAAUGAAGAGCAACUACAAGUUCAUGUUAAGACUUGCAAGAAGCUCACCGACGAGUGGAAAAAGUUUGAGCUUGAAAUCGACGACUGGGCUAAAAUCUUUACAAUAUACCAAGAGAGGGUUUAUAACGCAUCAACGGCUUGUGCUGAAUGUGGACCAUGGAGUAUGUACCGUAUCUUAGUCAAACGAGAUUUCAACACCGCACGAGGUCAAGUUCUUGAUGCACUUCCUGCGUUUUUUGAUGCGCUAUUCAUUCGCUUCCUGGAGAAAAACAAAGAUGUGGCAAACUUCAUAUCUUCCAAAGAGCCAGCUCAGAAAACGGUACACUUGGCCUUCCUCAAGAAAGGAAAGGAAAAAGAAAAAAUCGGGAAAGUUGGAAAAUGUGAGAACGGUCCUCAAUUAGCAGAAGAUGCUGGUGAUCUCAUUUUAAAUUUUUUGGAUGGCACUGACAUUGACGAUUGGGAUGGCUACUGGAACAACUCAGAAGACGAGGAAUGUGAUGAUGACUUUUGUGAUUCGGAGGACGAUGGUGGCUAA
Molecule: messenger RNA, 660 nt
Organism: Caenorhabditis remanei
Lineage: Eukaryota; Metazoa; Nematoda; Chromadorea; Rhabditida; Rhabditidae
Exons: 4
Coding region: 1-660 (219 amino acids)
Source: RefSeq, a predicted model, not a curated record